AGGAUAUUUUGCUCGAGUCCAUGGCGUCAGGCAGCUUCUAAAGGCAUUUCUACGGAAGACAGAAUGUAACUGUCAAAUUCUGACCCUUGGGGCUGGGAUGGAUACCACCUUCUGGAGGUUAAAGGAUGAAGAUCUUCCACCAAGUAAAUAUUUUGAAAUUGACUUUCCAAUGAUAGUCAGGCGAAAGCUGCACAGCAUCAAGGAAGUGUGGCUUUGGCCGGAAGCAAGAGCCUGGUGGCAUUCCGAACCAGCCCCUGGUGGACAGCAGGUCUGAGUGCAGGACACCUCAUUUGUAGACAGUUGUCAAAAUGCACGGAUCAAGAGGGAUGCGUGUCAACAUGUGUACAUUUUGCCUCCAUUUUCUUCUGAAGAUAUUUAUGUAUGUAUUUAUGUAUUUAUGUAUUUCUUUAUUUUGGCUUCGUUAUGUUGGGUCUCCACUGCUGUGCACAGGCUUUCCCUAGUUGCGGUGAGCGGGGCUGCUCUUUGUUGCAGGGCAAGAGUUUCUCAUUGCGGUGGCUUCUCUUCUUGCUGAGCACGGGCUCCAGGCGGGCAGGCUUCAGUAGCUGUGGCACUGUGAGCUCAGAAGUUGUGGCUCGGGGGGCUCUAGAGCGCAGGCUCAGUCAUUGUGGCACUGGGCUUCAUUUUCCUGCGCAAGUGGCAUCUUCCCGGCACAGGGCUUGAACCCGUGUCCCCUGCCUUGGCAGGUGGAGUCUUAACCACUGCGCCGCCAGGGAAGCCCUUGCCUCGAUUUUUUUUUAAGAAAAAAAAAGAUGGUUGCUGGAAACUCACAAGCUGCAGGACAGUGUGUGCUGUGUGAUGCCGCUGAGUCAAAAAAGUCAAAGGCAAUUAAAUAUAUUUUACUUCUAUUUGAAUAGUAUUACUCUAGUACCGCUUUGCUUUUAUUAAUGAAAAUCUACCUUGAAUAUCAUUCCAUAUCAAAAAACAAGUCAGAAGCAAGGUGUGUUUUCUGCGAACAGGCGCUCGGAGAUGGACCCUUCAGAGCGGCUGCGAUGGCGGCCGCGUCCGGGGGGCCGGGGUGGUGGGGGCACUGGGAGAAUCACGGAAGCAGAGGAGACGGGCCCACCCUGGCGCUGCGAAGGCGUGAGGAGCAGCAGAGGCCCGAGGGGAGGCAGGUGCUUUGUUAGGGGCCUUGCCAGGCGGGUGUGGCCAAUCAGGAGCCUUGGAAUCCCGUGUUGUCUAGAAACCUCUUAUUGUGCUUUGAUUCUUAACCUCGCGCUGGCAGCAGCGCAGCGACAGUGGGCGGAAUUGUCCGACUGGGCUGGGCGCUUUUCGGUGAGCGGACCAGGUCAGUUCUAUGACCCGCUACAAUGUUCUCCUGGUUGGGUGGCCUGGACGGCAGCUUAGGCCAUUUCCUGGGGCAUGUGGGUGGUACAGUGGCAUCUUUCAGACACCAUAUUUCUGGUGUCCCAGAAGAUGUGCCGAGGGAGGGAGCUGAAGCAGUAGAAGAAGUACCUGACUCUACAACAGAGGAGGUUGAAAACUCUCAGCUGGUCUUCACCUCAGAGGUUGAGAGACUUAGAUUUCUUUAUAGUGAUCUGAAAGGGAAGUGUGAAGCUGCAGAACUUCAACUAAGGCAGCAAACUACUAGUUACAGGCAUCAAUUACAGCAGAAAGAUGGAGAAAUCAAACUUCUUACAGCAAGACAGAUAGAGCUACAGGAUCAGUUGCUAAAGCUGCAGUCGGUCAUCCAGGAAGUAAAUCUUGAGGAUGGCCUUGUGCCCUCAAAGAGUGUACGCUCUUCCCUGGGUUAUGAUAUCAGUCAGCAUGCUUUAGCCUUGCAGGAUGAUGAUAUGGACUUGGCGGACCUAAUUUGGUCACAACAAGAAAUCAAUAGAUUGUCAAAACACGUCGUAAGACUUGAGGCUGAUGUCAGCUAUUGGAGACAUUUUGCUCAGAAUUCUACACCACAAGGAGCAGAUAGCGUUGAUCUAAAGGAAAUCUACAAACUGAGAAAUACCAUCAAGCAACUUGAAGAGAAUCGAAAUAAGGACAUUGAUGACCAUCAACUUGAAGUGACGGUACUGCAGGACAUUCACCAACAGAAACUGGCAGAAAUAAGUCACAGGCAUCAAAAGCAAUCAAAGGACUACGAGGAAAGGAUUCAUGACAUGCAGGAAGCUAUGCAAGUCCUAGAAGCUGAAAAACUAGAGUCCACCAAGAAAAUCCAAAAACUCCAAGGACUUGAGAUUAGAGUAAAAGACCUUGAAAGAAAACUAUCUUCUGUAGAAAAGGAGAGGGAUGCUUUAAUUGGGGAACAAGACCAGGUAAAGGAAAGGAAUGCAAGCACGGAAAAAGGUGAGUUGCAGCCUUCUAUUAGGAGGCAGAGUGAUGCUGGGGCAGAAAAGGGAACAGUUCUUCCACAGAGUCCAUCCCUGGAAGAAGUGCCUGGACAGCAACAGCCACUGUCUGAUGCUGAAAAUGAAAUGAGCUUGAAUAGCUUAAAGUGGGAUAAAAAUCUGAUGGAAGAGAACCUGAAGCUUCAAAAACGAGUCCAAGUUUUAGAAAAAGAAAAUUCAUUGUUAAAUAAGGAAAAGGAAGAACUUCAACUAUCACUUGUCAAAUUGAGCAAUGACUAUGAACUCCUUAAAAGAACAGCUACAGGAGACAUGAAUUCGGAUUCAGAAGUACAUCAUUUAAGGUGUGAUGUGGAACUCAAAGAAGGAAAACUCGAUGAGAGUCCUACUGAAAAGAAAAUACUCAUCCCUGAGUUAGAAGAGUCAGACAGGCAGAAACAAAAAACUACAAUGCCUGUGGUUUUGGUGAAAGAGGAGCAAUCAGAACAACCCACUGAAGGAGACAGCAUCAUCAGGAAACUAAAACAAGAUCUAGAAUAUGAAAACAAGAGAGUCCGUCAACUUGAAGAUGAUACAAUGAAUAGUACUGAAGAGUUGCAUGGGCAAAAAGAAAAUUUAAUUCCUUUAGAAAUGGAAAAAGGACAGUUAGAGGCAGAAUUGUGUUGGGCUGAACAGAGCCUGUUGGAGGAAAAAAGGAAGCAGGAGCAAGCUUUCAAAGAACUGUCAGAUACAGAUAACCCAGACAGCUGUGCCUUACAGCUGGAGCGCGAGUGUUUAAUUAAACUCAGUCAAGAGAAAGACUAUGAAAUAUCAGAACUCAAAAACAAUAUUGAGCCGAUGAUUGCUGAGCACAAAGAAACUAAGGAAAUUUUGUCAUCUACUUUAGAAGAGCAGCAGCAACGGAAACAACUCAUAAGAGAGAAAGAAAUUUUUAUUGAAAACCUUCAAGGAAGUUCACAGCUUCAGGAGGAGUUAGAUCCGUAUGCUCAAGCCUUAAGAAAAAUGGAAAUUUUACAGCAAACCAUAGAGGACAAAGACACAAGUCUUGCAUCCAUGAAAGAAGAAAAUAGUCACCUGAAAGAAGAAUUGGAACGACUGAGGGAAGAACACAGUCAAACCCCACCUAUGAUGGACCCUAAAACUCUAGACAGUAUUGUAGAACUAGAAUCUGAGGGAUCUCAACAGAGCACAACUGAAGAUAAUCUGGAGAUUAAACCUCAUCCAAAGAUACGUGACGAUCAAAACCAGAGUGAAAUGCAGCUACUUCGAUCUUUACAAGAGCAGACACAGAAAAAUCCCAGGUACCAACACGAGCAGAUGACUAUUAAACACAAUCCGCUCUAUUCAGCCAAAGAGGAGGAAAUCGAGACUUUGCAAAAUGCAAUAGAGCAAACCAAAACCCAGUUGCCCGGAAAAUCCCAGCACACACCAACAGAGCAUUCCGAUACAUUCCAAGUAACAAACACUCAGAGUCUUAAUACAGAAAAUGGAAGUGAAAAGCAUGACUUAUCUAAAGCCGAAACUGAAAGAUCCGUACAAGAAAUAAAAGAACACAAAUUGGAGACUAAACGUCUAACUGAGAAGAAUACCUGUUUAACUGAACAGGUUGCUCAGCUGUCCAAGGGUGAGACUAGUAAACUAACUCAGCUUAUCCAGCAAAAAGAUUUGGAGAUACAGUCUGUUCACAUAAAAGUAUCUUCAGCUUCCUCCAGUGACCAAGAUAAUGGACAGGGCCAACAACAAUUGCCAGCGUAUGCUUUGGAAAGAGAACAAAUAUUAGCUGCUUUAGAUGCGAAGGCUUGGGGAAACUUGAGAAUGAUGGAUACCAUCGUUGCCAAAGAAGCAGACAUCGUGAAACUCAAAGAUGCAAAUACAGAACUCUCCACCAGAUUUGAAAGCAGUGCGGAUAUGUUUAAAGAAACAAUUCAGAAUUUCUCCCACAUCACUCGAGAAAAAUACAUGGAAAUGGAUGCUUUAACUCAGAAGUGUCAGACUUUACUGACAAUACUGCAAAUGUCCAGCAAUGAUGAUGAGGUGAGAGGUGUUUGUAUGGAUCAGUUUGAGGAGCUUCUACAGCAACGUGAUCGAUUAGAACAGCAAGUGAAGAUACUGGAAGAGUGGAAAGUGCAGGUGAUGACCACAGUACAAAAUAUGCAGCGUGGGUCAACCCAUCUUCAGAAGGUGCUUCAACAACUUCAGGCACGGGUUGUAGCUGAUGAUGAUCAUUCUAAACGACAGAUGAGCUGUACUGACCUGAUCAAAAUUUAUGAAGGGAAUGAAAUCAAACUCAGAAACUUGAAGGCACAAAGAGAGGAAGUUCAGUUGAGCCUAGAGCAGCUUUGCAAUACCAAAGAUAUCCUGUUGGGGAUGUCUGACCUUAGUUUACCACACCCCUCCAAUGAAUCACUUCCAUCCGAAUCAGCAGACUCUCGGAAGGCAAUGAAACCUGAGGUACCGAGCGAAUCGUCUACAUUGCUCGAAGAAGAGAUAGAAGAGUUAAGAAAACUCAUGGAGGAAAAAGAUGCAACCAUUAGAACCCUCCAGGAAGAUAAUCAGAGAUUAUCUGAUUCCAUCGCAGAGAGUUCGGAACUAGAAAGAAAACGAUGUGAGCAAAUGGGUCCAGAAAUGAAGCAGCUACGGGAGAAACAAGAUGACUUGCAAAACCUGCUUAAGGAAAAGGAGCUUUUAAUCAAAGCAAAAAGUGAUGAAGUACUUUCUUUAAGUGAAACUUUGACUAAUGAAGUGAGUGACAAUGAACUUUUGAGGCAGGCAGUAAAAAACCUGAAGGAGAGAGUCGUCAACUUUGAACUCGAUAUGUGUACACUAAAAGAGGAAAAUGAAAAAAUAGUAGAAACAUAUCGGGAAAAGGAAAGAGAAAACCAAGCACUGCAAGAGACAAAUACACGAAUUUCUAUGCUGCAGACCGAGAAAGAAUUAGAAUGUGUUGCAAUGAAGGAGAAGGCACUUACUUUUGAGUAUCUUUUGGAACACACAGAACUAGGCAAGACAGGGGAAUUAAAUCAGCUUUUAAAUGCAGUCACAUCCAUACAAGAAGCAAAGGUUAUGUGUCAACAGGAGAGAAAUGAAGCCAUGUUGGCACUGAAACAGAAACACAUGGAAAACCGUGCCCUCCAGAGUGAGGUUCCACAUUUACACAACAAAGAACUACCCUUAAAGCAGGAGCUGGAGAUAUCACAUCAGCGGGGGAUAGAAUCAUCUGAGUUUCAUAGCCAAGAAGCUUUGGCCGCACAAGACAGAGAGGCUAAACUAAGAACCAAAGUCACCACCUUGGGGGAGAAGCUCCUACUAUCUUCCAAUGCAAUGAAAAAUCAGCAAGCCCGUUUGCAGAUAGAGGCGUUGAAGGAACAACUGAAUGUCGUGGAGAAGCAGAGAGAGGACAUUUCGCGACAGCUUUCUAUUUCCCAAGACAAAGAAAAUCAGUGUGCAGAAGCACUAGUUAACCUGAGGACGGUGGUCGCAGAAUGGAUGGGAAAGGCAAAUGAUCUCAAGGGAAAACUAAUGUCGGCACAAGGACAGCAGGAGGAAGCAAAUGCUGCCUUGAAACUGAAGGAAGAAAAAAUUAAAGAUUUGAAAACACAAAAUGAGGUCCAACAGGAAAUGCUGGAUGAUGUACAGAAGAAAUUGCUGCACGUACUGAGUAACGCAGAAGGAAAAAUUGACAAGAGCCUCAUGAGGAACCUCUUCGUGGAGUAUUUUCAGACACCAAAACAACUUCGGCAUGAAGUGCUCUCCAUAAUUGGCAACACUCUGGGAAUCCGAGAGGAAGAGAUGGAUCUGGUUUUUAAGCAAGAGCAAGGCGGUGGUGCCAUGUGGAUGACUGGCCGGCUUGGAUCAAAAAGUGUCCCCAACACACCUGUGACACCAAAUCAACAGUCAAUGCCGAAGAAUUCUUUUUCAGAAUGCUUUGUUAAAUUCCUCGAAACAGAAUCUCGUCUCACUCUCCCACCACCAAAACCCACUGCUCGGGAUCCAAAACCUCUCAAUUCACCAGGAAAGAAAACACUAGAUGAAACUGUGCCAAGUCUUAAAACGACCUCGGAUCCACACUCAAAAAAACAUGUGAACCGAUGUCCCACAGGUAUCUCUCUGAUUAACCCACCUGGACCUGAACCAGAUGGAUCUCGGCAUCUUCUUUUAGACGCCGUUACUGAUGCUUUGCCCCCACACACACCCUUGCUGCUCUCCCCUGGCAAGGGGGCUGGAGUCAUGCUGAAAGGCCUGUCACAGCCAGGGGUGAUUCUUCAGCCAGAGACAAGAUGUUCUUUGAAGAAACCAAGUCACUGA
Molecule: messenger RNA, 6620 nt
Organism: Hippopotamus amphibius kiboko
Lineage: Eukaryota; Metazoa; Chordata; Mammalia; Artiodactyla; Hippopotamidae
Product: thyroid receptor-interacting protein 11-like
Exons: 2
Coding region: 1329-6620 (1763 amino acids)
Biological process (GO): Golgi organization; endoplasmic reticulum to Golgi vesicle-mediated transport
Cellular component (GO): Golgi apparatus
Molecular function (GO): small GTPase binding
Source: RefSeq, a predicted model, not a curated record